Phyllotreta striolata is the source of this 3978-nucleotide messenger RNA. Lineage: Eukaryota; Metazoa; Arthropoda; Insecta; Coleoptera; Chrysomelidae. The record is from the annotation of a GenBank genome assembly.
ACCGCUAUUCCUCCAUUCGCAGGUCAGGACUACGCUUACCCGGACGGAUUCGCGCCCUUCCAUCAGGACCACCACCGCCAGUACAUCAACCCUUCGGAGGUCGUCCCUUUGCGACGCGCCCCCGCCGCCUUCCAGCCCGUCGAGCCGCCCCAGGGGGGUGGAUAUCUGCACCCGGACCUGCAGACCUCCGACCUGCCGGUCCACUUUCGCCAGACCCUGCCCCAGUACCGGUUCCCAGCCACCCCCAGGACUCAGCAGCCCUUAAACUUCCAAAACGGUUUCCAUGAAUUCUCGUACGAGAACCGGGACCAAUCGGAGCAGGUGAUCAGUUCACCGGCGGGUUUUCGAACGCAGGAUCCGCGUAAUUUGAAGCCGACGACGUUGAGACCGAACUAUUCGCAUCUGUUCGCUAAGAACCACGUGAGGGAUCCGUCGCAGACGGAGACGUUCCUCGGCGAGAUAACCAUCCAGAAUCCGGUGGAGGUUCCGGUGCAAUUCGAGGAUUUCGGAUCGAGAUUCGCCGGCAAAUCGAAGGAGUUCCACGAUGAUUCGUUGGAGGCCAACGGCGGGAAUUCGAUCGGAGGUGUCGGUAGACCUUCGUUUUUGAAUCACAGAACGAGAAUAUUGGCUCCGGAUCCGAGCAAACCGACCAAAAACGCCGAAAUCAGCGAAUAUUUCGUCGAUACCAACGGUGAGGUGUACAGUCCAGCGUUUACCACGCAAAACACCCGAUCAUCUUCGACCACGACGCAAGAAACACCGGCGGAAAGGAAACCGAUCAACAGGGCGAAACCCAAGAAAACCGUUUCGACGAAACAACCGAAAUCCGUCGACUUGGAACCGCUUUUGGAGGAACCUCUCAAGUCCAACUUCGGAACGAGUAACGACGACGAAGUCGAAGUAAUAAAAUCCGCAAACAUCUCUGGGAAUCGUCCAGAACAAAGCGAAGAAUCCAACACGGAAGAACCGCUUGAAAGCACCGAGUACUACUCGGAAGAAAUAUACGACAACCACGAGAAACACAACGGUCAUCGUAACGUUGGCAACGACAUCCAAGGACUCGACGACCAAGAGGAACAAGAAGAAGAAGAAGUCGAAGAAGAAGACCAAACUUUCCACCAAGCUCAACCGGACGCUACGGAAGCGCCGGUAAUCAACGCGGGGCCUUCUACCCUGCAGGUACCCAGCAAACCCGAGUUAGUCACCUCUGUGGUUACCAGUAAAACUGUAGUGAACAACACCAUAGUAGCCUCUGCUACACCGGUAGUGACUAACCCCGCGAAAUCCACCACCGAAACUCCUCUCGGAGAAAACACCACGGACGCUUGGGUGGUUAUAGCUUCAGUCCAAACCAGCAGGAGCGUUUCAGGAGCCAGAUACCUCCCGUCUUCGAUUGUCGAACAGGAUAUUAGAGUGAAGCUGCUCAACGAACAUAACACCGAAGAUAGUGUCGGCGAUAAGAGCGAAUCUCAAGACGAAUCUGAAGAAUGGACUACUGAAGAUGAUGAUUUAGAAGAAACAACUACCGUGAGUUACGUAUUCAAACCGAAAACCUCCACGGAGAGCCUCAACGACAAGUUAGACAGAGUUCAAUCGGAUUUAUCCAGCGGGUUACUAUCAGGAGGACUGGGUAACAACAUAGCAGUGAUCAAAGAACCGGAGAAGGUCGACAUGACGGACGUGCAUGAGAUCAAACUCACCACGAAAGCUCCUUAUCCUCAAGUGAACAUCAGAAGGUACUCGCCGAGCAACAGAAGAACCACCACCAGGAAGCCCAGACCUCGUGCUGGUGCCAGAACGAAGAAGCCCUUCGAUCCCAACCAGCCCCAAGGGGACCAACCGGCGAAGAAGAUCGAUGACAUCGCGACCUACUUACCGGCAGGAUACAGGCUCAACGCCAGCGACGCGGUUAGUUCGAAAUUGCUGCAGGACAUCCUGAGCAAGGCCCAGCCCGCGAAAGCCGACGAAGAGAAGACUGAUGAUGUAGUACUAACUGCGGUUAGUAACGAGACUAGCAGCACUACACCAAGUGCUUACGAGAGUAUCUUCAAGAAUACAAAGGCUGAUGAUCUGUCUAAGUUUCUACCGCCAGGAUUCAAGUUGUCCAAAGAGGAUGGGUCCACUACUGAGACCAGCGUGUUCAAGAAUACCAAAAGCGAUGAUAUUUCCAAGUUUUUACCGCCUGGUUAUAAAGCGAAUGUAGGUGAAACUUCGACCACUGAAAGAAGCAUUUUCAAGAACACUAAGGCUGAUGAUAUUUCCAAAUUUCUACCACCUGGUUUUAAGUUACCUCAAGGUGAUGGUAAACCGAGCACGGAGAGCAGCAUCUUCAAGAACACCAAAGCAGAUGAUGUUUCCAAAUUUUUACCACCAGGUUACAAAUCGCCGAAAUCUGAUGAGAAACCUUCGACAGAGGGUAGCAUUUUCAAAAAUACCAAAUCCGACGAUAUAUCCAAGUUUCUACCACCGGGUUAUAAAGCUCCCAAAUACAAAACAUCCACUGAAAGCAGCCUCUUCAAGCACACCAAAGCCGAUGACGUUUCCAAAUUUCUACCACCCGGUUACAAAGCACCGAAGGCUUCGACGGAAUCCUCACCUAAAGCCAGUCUGGAUAAAGGUUUAAACGCACAACCCGUGGAUAUCUCAGCGUUCCUUCCACCUGGGUACAAUUUACCAAUCGAGAACAUAUCCGCCCCAGCGAACCUCCUUCCUCCCGGCUUCAAUUCCACCACAACCACCACCAGUACUAGUACUACGACCAGCAGACCAGUAGGGAAAGUAGUCUUCCCGUCGCGACCAGGAGGCGCCAGAAAAUCUUCAACAAGAACCACUCACAGACCUGUAAACGAUGAGCCUCCCAGAGCCCAGAACACUCCUCCUACCAUACACAAAGGAUGGCCAGUAAGGGUAACCACCGAAUUCACCGGCUGGCCGACGCCCUCUACGACUCCCAUCUCCAUCGAGAAGCUCCUGGCAGCGGCCAAGGCGGCCUCUACAAGCACCGCGAGAACUGCAGAAACUACUGUUACUACAACUACCACUACUACUACCACUACGACUACAACGCCUAAGCCUACGACGCCUGGAGUGUGCUCCGAUGAAUGCGACCUGGCCGGUACCAUAAAAUUGGUGGGCGGUAUCAAAUGGGUGCCGGAAUUGCUGGAUAGGAACACCAAGGAGUGGCAGGUGCUGGCUAACGAAGUGGAAAGUCAGUUGGACUACGUGUACAGUUCGUCUUCGUUGCUCAACAGAUGGUACAGGAAAAUCAGGAUAGACGGUUUCAGCGAAGGAAGCGUACUGGUGGAUUACUUGGUGGAAUUGAACGAUAUGGGAAGGAAAGUGGACACGCAGGAGAUCAAAAGGCUGUUCCACCAGUCCUUGGACGACGCCUUGUCGAUAUUCGGCAGUUCGAAUAGAGAGGGCAAAGCCAUCAACGAAUCGAUGAAAUUGGAAGGGAAAUUGGCGCUCGGCAGCUUCGUCGUCGAUCCCGCUUACACGGACUUUCUAGUGUUGCCGAAACAAGCGUACCCGACGGUGGGCUACGCGGAAAACGACGUCCUGCUGCCCCAAUGGGCCAUCGCCGUCAUCGUCAUCGGCCUGGCGUCGCUGCUGUUCGUCAUCAUCUUCGGCGUUACAGUGCUGGUAAACAGACAGAAAAAUAACAAGAAGAAGGCCCCCACGCCGCUCACCGAAGGCAUGCUCAACGAGCUCAACAAGAACCACAUGGGAGGCAUCGACAAUUACGGCGCCGAGGAUUUGUACAACAUGGAAGACGUUUGGAACGAAAGAGGUUACGAUCAGAAACCGCCGAAGAAGAGAUCGAACGGAUCGAUUCACGACAACAGCAUGUCGAAUUUGUACGAUAGCUGGAGAUCGGAAUGGAACGGGUACUAUUACAACGCUUACUAUGGGAAUCCCGGGAGCAGCCAAGGCGGAUAUAACGGUAGAAGAAGAUCAGAUUACGAUACGAAUUUUUAG